This is a messenger RNA of Suillus clintonianus, 3052 nucleotides long. RefSeq lists its product as uncharacterized. The coding region runs from base 173 to 2653 and encodes 826 amino acids. Gene Ontology annotation, molecular function: metal ion binding; RNA binding. Gene Ontology annotation, biological process: mRNA processing. Gene Ontology annotation, cellular component: nucleus. The record is from RefSeq and is a predicted model, not a curated record. Lineage: Eukaryota; Fungi; Basidiomycota; Agaricomycetes; Boletales; Suillaceae. The transcript is spliced from 6 exons.
AAUCAUCAUCCCUGGCAGUUGCCUCAAGCAGAGCAUCCACCUGAGCAUUUACUUGCAUCGGUCUGGUCGUCCAUUAUAUUUCUUCCAUCCGUAAUUUUUUUGCAUCCUUGAUAACCCAAGAUACUCAGGCUGGUUGUCUAACUCCUCUAAACACCCUUUUUCUCUGGUAAAAAUGCUUUACGACCCGACCACUGCAACCCACCUAAAGCCCUGGUUGGUUCGAACUCUGGAGCCAAUAUGUGACGCGGAGCCUGGGGCGCUUUCUGAAUACAUUCUCGCUUUACUGAAGCACAAUGUCCCGGAAAACGAGAUGAGGAAGGAGCUCAGCUCCCAGCUGGAAGAGUUUUUAGAGAAAGAGGGACCCUCAUUUAUAGAUACAUUAUUCACUGUUCUCAGAACCAAGUCGUAUCUCCCUUACACGGCCGGCGACCCAACAAGUUCUUUCUCGUUGCCCUCACAUCCUCUGUCCGCAGACACUGGGAUUCCUAUACCUCUGGAUGCUCUCCUAUCCAAUCAUUCACCGACGGACAGAGGGCAGAAACGAUCGCUGGAACACGAUGAACGUGACGGGCGCCCGCCCACGAAAGGUGCUCGGUUGAGUGCAGAAGGUCAAUUUUCACGGUAUUCCAACGGUCGUGACUCUCGCUCUACCGGUGCAUGGAGUGGUGGCCAAAAUAGGGCUGGGGGCCAAGGAAUGAUGAUGAAUGGAACAGUGGGUAGCGGUCUGAAUGGGGGCAAUCAAAAUGUGAACACCCGACGACCGCAAAAUUAUCAGCCCCCAGACCAGAGAAAAGGGAUAUGUCGUGAUUAUCAUAAUAAUGGAUAUUGUGCUCGUGGUGCACUAUGCAAGUAUAGUCACGGCGAUGAUGCUUUCGUCCCAUCACAGAUGUUUUCUAUGAAUGGCGCUGUACCAUUCUUACCAAUGUUUGGCGGAAUACCUUUCGGCAUGGGUCAAGGUGCCCCCUAUGACCCACAUGAAGCACGCAUGGAUAUGCGCCCGAAUGGCGCCGGCAUCGGCAUGGGUCGUGGAACGCAACGUGCACCUCUACUCCCCAGAAAUCCGCAAGAGGACGGCAGUCAAGUUCCUCACGCGGCAGACAGGUCUGGUGAACUGCCGGUCAUACAGGACCUAACUCCUCAGCCGCCUCCAGACUCUGUACCGCCGACUGCAUUGGCUGGAGAUCGCAUUCCGCAGAGUUCCACACCUAUGCAGCAGCAACCAAUUCAACCCAUGGACGUGGAGAUGGGUGUUCCAAGUGUACCUGGACCCUCGACGUACAACACACGUGGCGGGUUUGGAGGGGGGAUGAGGGGUGCACCUCGUGGGCGAGGGGUUUUUGGUGGUGACGCGCAGACUUUCCGUCCAGAACGACGGCAAGAUAAAACACUCGUGGUGGAAAAGAUUCCAGAGGACAAGCUUAGCCUUGACGCUGUCAAUGGUUGGUUCAAGCGUUUCGGGACAGUCACCAACGUUGCAAUCGAUGCUCGCAGCGCCAAGGCACUCGUGAGUUUUUCUGAACACACUGAGGCUCAUGCUGCAUGGAAGUCGGAGGAUGCUGUGUUUGGGAAUCGGUUUGUAAAGGUCUUUUGGCAUCGGCCUAUGGACGGACAUGGGCAAACAGGAUCACGAAUGCUAGCGGCCUCCGCGCCACUAUUGGCCAACCUGGCUGCGCGUGACACCCCCAUGCCUUCUGCACCAUCCCAGCCUCCUGUGCCGCCCGCCGCGACUCCUGUCCGUAAACAGCCCCUUCCGUCUACCGCCGUCUCAGAGCUAGCAGCGAAGCAGAAGCUACUGGAGCAACAGAUCGCGGAACAGAAGUCGUUAAUGACCUCAUUAGAGACCGCUUCUGCCGAGGAGAAGAAAGGGAUCCUAGCAAGAUUGCGGAAGUUGGGAGAAGAGAUGACGAUUGUGUCAGUACCGCCACCGUCGGCUACCAUCGCCAAGGUUCAUUCACCUGCACCUGUCUUGACUACUGAGAACGAUCACGAGAAGAAGGAGAGAGAACGGUUGGAUAAGGAGCUUGAGUUGCAUGCCGUUGGGGAGUCUACGGAGGAUCUUAAGGCUAAACUCGCCAAACUGAGGGAAGAAGCAGCAAGUCUUGGGAUACCGGAGACAAAUGCUGAAGUCUCGUAUGGCGCGCCGUAUCGUGGAUACAGAGGUCGCGGUCGUGGCGCACGUGGCGCGUUCUUCCGCGGAGCACCGCGAGGUGGUCCUCCUAGGGCAAGCAUGAAACUUGAUAACCGUCCAAGGAAGCUGUUGGUGAAGGGUGUUCGUGAAGACAGUCUGCAGGCAUUGCGAGAUUGGUAUGAAACCACCGGUCAACUCGAAUCAACAGAGAUCAUUGGCGAUGAUGAAGUUCUCGUCAGUUUCAAGACGAGAGCAGCUGCCGAGCAGGGUUUUGCCAAAGGACCCACCGUAGCCGCAGUAGGCCCAGUGAAAAUUUCAUGGCACAGCGCCCAGCAAUCACAAACAAAACCACAAGGCGUCACCGCCCCUCCAUUACAAUCCGCCCCCACAAAAGACGUACAUCCAGAUGAUACGCGGAGUACUUCGCCGCCUCCAGGACGCCGUCCCUCCCCUCGUCCACAAGAAGAAGAAGUCAUUGCCAGUGGAUGGGGUGACGGUGAUGAAGAUGGUAUGGGUAUGUUUUGAUCGUACAGAUUUUACGAUGCUUGGAAUUGUCUUUGUAUUGUACUCGGUGCCGGUAUAUUUUAAUCCUGCUGGCGGCUCGACAAAUCUUCCUGGAAUCUCAAAGUUCACUGAGUUCUAAGUUACACACUGAUUAUCACUCGAUUUUUGCCUGCCCAUCAGUCAAUCAUGAAUAUUGAAUCGUGGUCUAAUUUUUUGAGGAAGUGCGACAGUGGUCCGUUUCCGCUUCCUCAAAACUGCCGCACUUUCGAACAUGCUAUGGUCCAGCUAGCUGAUCACAUACUUUUCAUUGCGCAUUCCACUCUACAACAGGUUCCCGCACACCUAUUUAACACCGUCCCCCUGAAUUCAACUUGAUAUCAUCUGAAUUCUUCGAUUCGUUACAAUACUAUACUAUGUACC